AUGUCGGCGCAGAGCCUGCUGAGCAGCGUCUUCUCCUGCUCCUCCCCGGCCGCCGCCGCCCCCGCCGCCGCCAAGAGCCUCUCCAAGCGGAGGCUCCGCCAGACGCGCAGCCUCGACCCCGCCAUCAUCGGCGGCGGCCGGGAGGACGGCGAGGGCGCGGGGCGGGCGCCGCGGGCGCGGGCCGCCGGCAGCCCCCCGGGGGAGCGCCGCGCUCUUCGGGGCGCCCCGCCGCCCCACGGCGCCUCCUUUUCCACCCCCUGCACCCCACUGGAGCGCUCGCCGCCGGGCAGCGCUCUCUUUGACGAGGAGAGCCUCCGCGGGAAGCGCAGUCCCGGCUGCGAGCUGCCCUUCCUGGCGCGCACCCCCUCGGCCCUGGCGCUGAGCGGCACCGCCAGCCCCGCCAACAGCAUCUUCUCCUCGCCCCGGCGCUGGCUGCAGCAAAGGAAGGGGCAACCCUCGCCGCCCGAGCCUCGCCCCGCCGCCUACGUCGUGUGGAAAUCCGAGGGCGAUUUCACUUGGAACAGCAUGUCAGGGCGCAGCGUGCGGCUGAAGUCAGUUCCCGUUCAGAGCCUCUCGGAGCUGGAGCGUGCUCGGCUGCAGGAAGUGGCUUUUUAUCAGUUGCAGCAGGACUGUGACCUGGGCUGUCAGAUUACUAUCCCCAAAGAUGGACAAAAGAGGAAGAAGUCAUUAAGAAAGAAACUGGACUCUUUAGGAAAGGAGAAGAACAGAGACAAAGAAUUUAUUCCCCAGGCUUUUGGAAUGCCUUUGUCUCAAGUGAUUGCUAAUGACCGGGCCUACAAGCUCAAGCAAGACUCUCAGAGAGAAGAGCAAAAAGAUGUUUCAGAUUUUGUGGCCUUUCUCUUGCCAUUUGGAACUAAAAGACAGAACAAAGAACUUUCCAGCAGUAACUCAUCUCUCAGCUCCACCUCAGAAACACCGAAUGAAUCCACUUCUCCUAACACACCUGAGCCAGCGCCACGGGCAAGGAGGCGUGGUGCAAUGUCUGUGGACUCUAUCACAGAUCUUGAUGACAAUCACUCAAGAUUGUUGGAGGCUCUCCAGCUGUCUUUGCCAGCAGAAGCUCAGAGCAAGAAAGAAAAGGCAAGAGAUAAGAAACUAAGCCUGAACCCUAUUUACAGGCAGGUUCCCCGGCUUGUAGAUAGCUGCUGCCAGCACUUGGAAAAGCAUGGUCUCCAGACAGUAGGAAUAUUCAGAGUUGGAAGCUCAAAAAAGAGAGUAAGACAGUUACGUGAAGAGUUUGACCGAGGUGUAGAUGUUGUAUUAGAUGAAGAGCACAGCAUUCAUGAUGUUGCUGCCUUGUUAAAGGAAUUUCUGCGUGACAUGCCUGAUCCACUUCUCACCAGAGAGCUUUAUACACCUUUCAUCAACACUCUCUUAUUAGAGCCAGAUGAGCAGCUCAGCACCUUACAGCUUCUCAUUUAUCUUCUACCUCCUUGUAACUGCGAUACCCUUCACCGCCUGCUGCAGUUCCUCUCCACAGUAGCUGGCCAUGCAGAAGACACCAGAGACAAGGAUGGCCAAGAGAUUACUGGGAACAAAAUGACAUCGCUUAACCUGGCCACCAUCUUUGGCCCUAACUUGUUGCACAAGCAGAAAUCUACAGACAAAGAAUUCUCAGUUCAGAGCUCAGCUCGAGCUGAAGAGAGUACUGCUAUCAUAGCUGUUGUGCAAAAGAUGAUUGAAAACUAUGAAACCCUGUUCAUGGUUUCCCCUGAUUUACAGAAUGAAGUGCUUAUUAGCUUAUUAGAGACUGAUCCAGAUGUUGUAGACUAUUUGCUGAGGAGGAAAGCUUCCCAGUCAUCGAGCCCUGAGAUGCUGCGGUCAGAAGGUUCCUACUCCACAGGAGAAAGACAUUCUUCCACAGACUCCAACAAAGCUUCCAGUGGUGAUGUCUCCCCUUAUGACAACAACUCCCCAGUGCUGUCCGAGCGCUCGCUGGUGGCAAUGCCAGAAGAAGUUGCCCACAGCCCAGAUAAGCUCUACAAGGUACCUGAGCAGUACACGCUGGUUGGACACUUGCAAACUAAGCCAAAGGAGAAUUCUUCUGCAUCACAGGCUGAAAAAGAUGUUUCUGAAGAUCAUUUUGAUAUCUGGGGCACUUGGCAUUCAACGCUGAAAAGUGGCUGCAAAGAUCCAGUAAUCACAGGUUCUUACGGGAACAUUUACGAGAGCAGCUCGCUGCGGCCCGGACAGUGCUCCCUGUCCCAGGGGAACCUGGCCACGUGCUCCCCUCGCUGGCAGGGCAGCUCCUCGGACCUGGCCGGCGGCCGGCAGGCGAUGCGGAGGAGCCAGACCACGGCCGCCAUUGCCGAGUGCCAGCUCCAUCCCGCGGCGUCCCGGCCGUGCAGUGACGCCCACAGGGACGGCGGCUGCAGGAGCUCAGGGCUGUCCCACUCCCGCUCGGAGCAGCGCUUGACUUUGAGCAGCGUGGAGGACCUGAGCGAGCGCGACUCGAGCGCGGGCUGUUUGCAAAGCACGGCCAAGCCCUCCUACAGGAAAGAGCGGCCGCCGCCCCCUUACCCAGGCCCAGCAAAAACCAGCUCGAGUGUUUCCUCAACGCUGCACUCUUUGUGGAGACUUCAACGCCCAGAAAAGAGUUCGGGGCCGAGAGCAGCUGGAGGCCCGCCAGGCAGAGCCCCUGAGCAGGCCACGUCCAGGCAGGAGCAGCCGGCCCCGCACACGCCAGCGGGUCACAGCUGUCCCACAGCACCUCACAGCCAGAACAGUACAAGUGCUUCCGAGGCGGACUGGAAUGAGUGGCAAAGGGAGAGGUGGCAGAUCUGGGAGCUGUUAUCAGCUGAUAACCCUGAUGCCCUCCCAGAAACCCUUGUAUGAUCUGACUCUGUGGAACUGCCGCUUUUACCCGUGCCUCCGUCUCAUAGGAAAACAACGGGGACAUUGGAAAAUGGGGGAGGCUGUUUGUUUUAUACCAGCUCAAUUGCAUAUACUUUUUUAAAACUUUGUUCACUUUAAUUUCUCAACAGCACUGUCAAGCAGUUAAUUUGCAACUACAGCAUGUUCCUGUUUUUCAGCAAGCUUUUGAGAAAAAACAAGGUGAAAAUUUAAGUGUAAUAACUCUGUAUUCAUAUGCUGUGUAUAAGAUAAAAGUGUUGCUUUGAUGUUGCUAAAAAUGUAUUUAUAUAUCUGCAGUUUUGAUGAUUGUAUAUUCUGUAAUGGGUAUUGUAUGAUAAUCAUGUUAUGUUUUCAUAUACAGAUGUCAAUCAAUCAUGACUGCUUUUUUAAAAAAUCACUGCACUUACAUUACCAUGAUAUGCAUUGGAAUUCUAUAGAAAGUGCACAAGCUGGUUUCUGUGCUUAUAUAUAUAUAUUAUAUUAAAAAAAAAAAAAAAGCUGUUAAGGGGUAAAGUUGUACUUCUUUUCACUGCCUUUUGAAAAACACUAAAAUAAAGUGGAACAUGAAAAGCCAUAUAUUUUAUAAGGGUAGUAGUGAGCUUAGAGGGGGAAAUACAAAAUAUUUUUUUCUUAUACAUGUAUUUGCAAAAAACUUCAAAAUUUGAUACAAGAUUAUAAAAGUAUUUUUUUAGGUUCUGAUAGGAAGCAGCUCAGAGAAUCUAAGAACAACAUUGUGCCUUAACCAAUGAACUAUGUAGUGCAAAGUCUGCCCUCCCAUUCCAAAGGAAAACCAAUGUUAUAUAUGCAGGAUAUAAUAUAUAUAUUUAUAAAUGUGUGGUUUUAUGUAUUGUUUUAAAACAAUAAACUGGAAUCCAAAUUUUAGAAAACCAAACCUAAUAAAUUGAGAUGUGUAACACUGAGAAAGAAUAUGGCUUUUCCUUUGAAAUAUCAAAGCUCCAGUAUUAAGAAAGCUAGAGAAAUGCAAAAAAUGCAGACAGACACAUGAAAGGGAGUGAAGUAGAGUUUCAGGAAAGAACGUGACAUUUGGAGAAGCUCACAACUGUGUUUCCAUGAAAUUUGUGCCAAAGUCGGGGUCAGUCCCGCUGCCUCGGUACCUGUAUGUUGUGUUGUGUUAAAUAUUGCUGUUCUGUUCACGUUGUUUUUCAGCUGCAGAGCCGCCUGUGGGCAGCGGGUGGCAAUGUACUCCAGCGUUCCAGAGAAAUUCCUUCUUGGCACACCACAAGGGAAAGUGUAUCAUAGCAAAAUAAUUUCAUUAAACAUAUUAGGCUCAA
This is a messenger RNA of Melospiza georgiana, 4166 nucleotides long. It is a transcript of the gene ARHGAP6, whose product is annotated as Rho GTPase activating protein 6. Gene Ontology annotation, biological process: signal transduction. The coding region runs from base 1 to 2856 and encodes 951 amino acids. The record is from RefSeq and is a predicted model, not a curated record. NCBI's taxonomy places the organism in Eukaryota, Metazoa, Chordata, Aves, Passeriformes, Passerellidae. The transcript is spliced from 13 exons.